Messenger RNA from Chroicocephalus ridibundus (black-headed gull), 1612 nucleotides. It is a transcript of the gene ZC2HC1C, whose product is annotated as zinc finger C2HC-type containing 1C. Lineage: Eukaryota; Metazoa; Chordata; Aves; Charadriiformes; Laridae. The transcript is spliced from 2 exons. The record is from RefSeq and is a predicted model, not a curated record. The annotation marks the transcript as partial.
AUAGCUUUGUUUCCACCGGUGGAUUCUGUGGUGGCAGCUACUAAGCUUGUUCCCAGUUCCCAGCUGGAACGCCAGAAGAACAACUUUCAGCAUGAACCCACACUUGACAAAGAGGAAAGUUUAAAGGAUCUCUACGCCCCAAAGAGCCGAAGCUAUUCAUAUUCUCUUUCUGCAGAAAGGAGUCAACACAUCUCCAGGCACGGAGGUGUCUGGCUGGCUGGACUGCAGAGCAAGUAUCUCACCAGCCAGACCAAAACUCUGCCAGCUAAAUCAGUAGCCAGUCGUAAAGAAGGAGUGGACCGUGCACAUCCACUGAAACCAAUUUUUCACCACAAGGGUGUGAGUGUUCCAGUGGUCAACAGAGCACAGGACAGAAGUUCCCCACACAUGGAAGAUGCUCCAAACAGUAGGCCUAGCUCAAGGAGCAAAGGGAAGCCUCCAGCAGGGAGGGCUCAGCUAGGUACAGUGCUCUUUCCUUGGACAGCAGAGACUAAACAGUCAGCCUCCCAUCUAUACAGGAGAGAGACGGCCUACAUCCUAAAGUUGGAGGCAGAUGGACGGAACCUGGAAGAGGAAAUUCGAAAGAGAGAGGGCCUCCUCAAAGAGAAGCUGAGGAGAGCAAAGGAAGAGCUUAGGAGGAUUCAAAGAGAGAAGGAGCUUGUCGAGGCAGAGGGGAGAAGAGACAGAGAAGCAGAGAGGACCCAUGAGCGAAAGGGGGCUGAAGAGAAAGCUUUCAGAGUUGCAGUCAGGCCAGGUGACAGGGUCUUCGGUGGGGCGCAGUCAGAAGAGGCCACUAUCCCCAAGCCUGGCAUCACCCUCCAUCCCCAAGAGCUGGCUAUGAGAAAACUCAAGAAGGAGCGGCUGGUGGCCACCAACAGCAAAAUUCGAGACCACAUACCCAUGGAGUGUUUAACCUCUUAUUCAGAGCUGGCCCAAAAACCUAGCCCUUCUCCCUCUGCCCUCCCAGACCAAGAUUCUGAUGACCACCUGCCCACAGAGGUGCUGGACUUGCAGGCUGCCAGCUCUGUGGAGCAGGGGGGGCUCAGACAGUGCAGCUUCUGCAGACGUAAGUUCCUCUGCACCAGGCUUGAGAAGCACAUGAGUGUCUGUGGCAAGAGCCAAGGCUCCAAGAGGAAAGUGUUUGACUCCAGCAGGGCCAGAGCUAGGGGCACAGAACUGGAACAGUACCAGCAGUGGAAUUGCUCAGAGAGGCCUCAGAAUGAGCCACCCAGAAGAAACAACUGGAGGCAGAAGCAUGAGGUUUUCAUCCAGACCCUGCGCCAGGCCCGCCAGGUGCAGCAAGUCCUCUCCAAGGGAGGGAAGGUGUCUGACCUGCCCCCGUUGCCUGCCAUCGAAAACCCGGACUAUGUUGCCUGCCCAUACUGCGGACGCCGAUUUGCUCCCCAGGCAGCUGAGAGACACAUUCCCAUAUGCAAAACCAUCAAGAAUAGGCCUCCACCCCCACAGCAGAGGAAGCGCUGGUGAGACAGUGUCUAACCAUAUCUGCUGCCAUGAUUUCCUGCUUGUUUUCUGCCAGGUUUCCAGCCACGGACACUUGUGCUUUCCCUAGUCUCAACACCGGCUGCGAGUGUUGAGCUUGUAUGUACAGCAA